This is a messenger RNA of Dermacentor albipictus, 4312 nucleotides long. RefSeq lists its product as uncharacterized. NCBI's taxonomy places the organism in Eukaryota, Metazoa, Arthropoda, Arachnida, Ixodida, Ixodidae. The record is from RefSeq and is a predicted model, not a curated record.
GUAAAUAUCAGCGUUAGGGAGCAAGAAGAAGAAGCCUGCAGAAAUGGACCAGCUUGCAGAGUCUACCGACGACACUAAAGGCUCUUUGUUGUCCAAAAGGUCAGCGCCGAAGGAACCGAAGAAACCGAAGCAAGAUAAGGAGGAAGCGGCGCAAAACCCCGAUAAAUCGAAGAACCCCCUAAACCAGCCAGCAUCAUAUGCCACGGCAGAAUAUCCGCCCACUAAGGAAAAGCGGCUCAUGAGAAAACGCCGAAGCACCCUGAAACGCCGUAAGUCUCUGUCCCGCAGAGCGCUCACUAACUCGGGAGAGGAUGUCGCGCCUUCUUCCGUGCGUUCGAGUUCCCCAAAUCUGUCCAAAGGUUCAAAGAAACGUCGUGGCUCCCGGAAAGUCAAGCACAAGCCACCUUUGCCUGCGGAGGAACGUCAAGGAAGCUCGCACGGAAGACGCGCCACAAAAGCCACUCGUAGAACUUCUAAAAAAGCCGAAAAGGAAGCUUCUCCGCUUUUAGAGGGAGACCAAGGGGUGUCACGUGCACGAGGCCAAGUACUAAAGGCAAGUCUGCUGGAAAGCAGUGAUCAGGAUCAACCAGACACUACAAAACGUGUAGAAGUUGCAUCAGCACCACAGGACUGCAUUAAACAGAAAAUAAUUUGUCAGGGCAAGGGUGUGCCGCCGUCGAUACUGCCAGCUCCCGACAAGAGCGUAUCAAGUGACGAGUGCAUUCGGAAGCCAACAUACCUGAAACAAACACAGAAGGAUUCAACCUCUACUGGAGCUCGGUUGCCUUGGGCGCGGAUGCAGCAGCAGGACGCCAAUACGGGACAAGGGAUACUGCAGCCAGCCCACACCGAUAGACCUGAGGUUGAUGACGCGCCAGUUGGCCGUUCACUGCAAUUGGGGAACGCGGAAUCUACUUCAGAGGAGGCGAACACGAACGCUGCUGGCCAUCACCGGGUUGUUCUGCUAUCGCCCGCGCUGCUGCCCAACUCUGUGCGAGAUCUGGGCACCUCCUUUUUUCGAAGCAACCCCCUGGUUUCGCUGAUGAGGCGUGCUUCGCGCUUCAGCCUCACCCGCUCCAUGAGCGAGUCUCGGCCCAGCCGCUCGUCCAGGCCUACAGACGAUGAGGAGGGUAGCCACGCUACUGCAAAAAGCAGCGCUUGGCGACCCACUAUGGCACGCACUACUGACCGAGCUUCUUUGGGAGGCGGUCAUGCAAGAGCACUUUCUUUGGCGCUCACAGUCGUCGUCGCCUUCGUCGCCGUCACACUCCUGGCUGGAUUCUUCGUUGUGUUUGCAAAAAAGUGGGGAGGUGACCACGCACCGAAGGCGUUUCAGCGCGGCAGACCCUCACUGUCACAGCUGCAGCGGCUCUGUUCUGUUGUAGCCUGCCGACGAUGUGUGAGCGCCCUCGUAGAUGGCCUGCUGGAAUGGGACGAUUCAAGCAGCUGUGCUCACUUUGGACAGUACGUGUGCGGCGGCUGGACCAAGCACAGUGCCCGUCGACGAAGCUUCAACGACGAGGCCCUGGAACGGUCCAUGGAGCGUCUGCACACGGCCAUGGUGCAAGUGAGCACUGCUGGGAAUGGACUCGCCGGCGGCACUGACGAGUCCAACAUGGCGUUAUUUUACAAGAGCUGUAUCGGCUUCCUGAUGCACGAGCAAUUGACCCGUGCGUCGGACGUUCUGAGAGCGCUCAAUAUCAGUGCCGACGGACUAAGAUUGAUCGAGACUCAGCGAAUACUCUUCCGAUUCGUCGUGCGGACCAGCCUCCGCACCGGCCUGCCGUCAGUGGUCAGCGUCGUGCUCAGGGGAUCCCAACUUGUCUUGGACGCCGGGCGCAGCCUCGAACUCGCUCUACUUCGCGGCCAGGUCGAGCAAUACCUGACCGAUACUCUGAAGGAGCUGAGGUUCGAUAAUGACAAGAACUUGAUCCCGGCAUUCCUGGCCAUCGACGCAUCCGUCACGUCUUCGUUGAAAAAGGUAAAGGAAAGCGACCCUUUGGUGGUGCGGCGGCUCGGCGAUCUCAACACGCCCUUCGCCAACACCACGUGGACCGAGGCCCUGAAUGCUUUACCUGCCAAGUUUCCCGCCUUUACUGCCGGCAGCUACGUCCAAGUCCGGGAUGAACCGCUGCUCUACGCUUCCCUGAGUGCGAUGUCUAGUGUUGACGUGGAGCGCGCCCGCCUGUAUGCGAUUGUUGUUCUACUAGCGCAAGUCAUUAGAUAUCGCUACAUCCUUGGAGGUGGUGUAACAACAAGCUCCUCGCCAGCGCUCACCUACGAGUGUCUCUCCACAACUGGAAGGCACUUUCCGGCGGUGUUCCUGCCCUGGUCGUACGACACCCUAGUGGAAAGGGGUGCACCUAAGAAAAUUAGGCAGAUGGCAGAAAUUAUGAAGGAGUCGUUUCGAGCCGAAGUGGGCUUUUACGGCGCUGACUUGGGCAACUGGAGCAUCACCAUCGUGGGGGAGAGCAGAGAGUCAUAUUACAAUGCGACAAGAAUGGUGACCCCUUCAGUGAGUGGCAAGUCAGCGCCAUACGACGAGGCGUCCUUCCUUGUGAACGUUGUUCGAGCCCGCGCUGAAUCCGUGGGCAAGGAGUGGGACGAGGAUGGUGGCGUCGACAGGCAGCUCCGAGCUUCGCUUCAGUUCGAGCCAUCGCCACCAUCAUCAAACAGAGAGGCUGGCCACGUGAUCACCAUGUCGGCACCUCUCCUCGCCGAUCCCCUUUUCAUCGGUGACCCCGCACUUGUCGAGCUGGACUACGGCACAGUGGGGGUCAGCUUACUGGCUGAGUGGCUGGAUGCAGAGUUGCGAAGUAAUGUGCCAUUCAGAGAAAUGAUUGACAAACUCAGCCCGCGAUGUCCACCGGACGAUGUCGGGAAAGAUCCAAUCCUCGACAUCGCUGGUAAAGGCAAGCAGGCAGCGAAUGAAACGUCAUACGCAAUUUCUGCUGACGUCAUCACGGAACUGGCUUUGCGCACGGCACUGGCGGCUUCCAGGGCGACCCGCCAGCUGCCGCAACGCAAGUCAGCGGCGUCACCUUCAGGGACGGCGGAGCCUGAAGUGCGACGAAAGGAGGCAUGGCUGCUGCGGGACCACGUCUUCUUCUGGCGUUUCUGCCACUCGCUGUGCGGAGACGUCCAGCGAGCCGGACUGUGCGACCGUGUGAUGCCUCGUGUGCCGGGCUUUGCGGAGGCCUUCGCCUGUGGCCCUGCCGAGACCCCGUGUAUCGCUGCGGCCAGCGCUGUCCGUCUUGCGACAACUUCUAUUUGAGCUCAUUUAAGCGCCCCACUUUUCAGAGACCGAGGCUGAAAACUGACCAAACGUACCGCGUGACAGAUUUCAGGGCCUCAGAGUAGAUCUUUUUUUUUUCUAUCAAAACACGCUUUCGCCCAUUUGUUCUCACAGCGUUGAAUCUUAGAAAUGCUUUAAGGCCAGAAUACAUGGAGCGAAUAUGCGACGAAUAGUCGGCGUUCGACGCCCGGCGGCGUACGCGCGACGCGCGGCGGCGGAGAAAUCGUCUUUCGCCGCCGAUCCAGCUGGCGCAGAAAAGUUCGUCGGGCGUCGGCGAUACCGGAAGCGGCAAACGAGCGGCGCCCCAAAGCGAGCCAAUCAGGUCUCACUAUCCGCCCCGACUUCCGACCUGGCUUCCCCGCUUGUCCGUGUAUCCCGAUCCCGCUCUAUCGUUCACGCUGGUCUCCCGCUUUUCGUGUUCGUGGUAUCCAAAGAGGCGCGGCUGGAAUUUAACGACAAAUUAAUUUCGGCUGUUCAGAAGCGUGCCAUCCUGUGGGACAUUUCUAAACAAAAUUUUACGCGUUUUUAGAGUGUUCCGCAAUUCAAAAGCAAGAAUAGUUGUCGUUAAAGUUUUUUUUUUUUUGUCAUGUGUUUCACUACAGCGCUUUUGCCUCGUCUAGCCACACUGAUAACAACGCAGCGGCUCGCCGGCGGCGGCCGCCGUGUGUUCGCUCCAUGUAGCGCAGCCCGACGAACAUACGGUGUCGCGCCGCGGCUGAUUUUCCGCCGCCCGAACAUCGUCGUGAAAGUUCGCUCCAUGUAUUCUGGCCUUUAGUGUGAGUUUCAAAGGGAUGCAGUAUAUGAAUAUUCUGGUUUCGAUGGUGAUCUAGUUUUAGAGCUUUAACUGGUAUUGAUUUUUGCCGUCGUACGUUUAGUGCUUUAUACUGUCGACUUCCUUUUUUUUUCCUAACGUAGUUCUGUGUGGAACCUGCAGACUCAUUUUAAUUGUUCUACAAUUGUUUGGAGAUUCGCAAUCGCUUGAAUUAUAAAUGCUCAAAGAAAUUUUCUGCAGCGCAA